CCUCGCUGCGGAUGACUCCCUGCAAACACGCUGCAAACAUCUCUCUCUCCUCAGACACUAAAACAGACGAACACGUGGAUCUCAGCUGUGGUGGUGAUGAUGGCAGCGGGGAAAGGACGCAAGAGGAAGAGCUGAAUUUGUUACUUUUUUUUUUUUUUUUACUCAUUUUUGUGCGUAAUAGUUUCGCUCUCUUCAUGGGCAGCGACAUCAGUAAACCCAGGAAGAGAGAGAGACCACCUGCUCAGCGUCGACUCAGCCAUGGGUUCCUCUCAAACUUGGGGGUCUCCAUCUCUCACAGACGCAGACACACUGUUGCGUUUUCUCAGCCUGUGGGACUGGAAAACAGACCGCCCAUUCCCACACUCCUGCUGCCUCCAGAGGACACAGAGACGACUCUUCCACCUUUCAUUUCCAUCUUUCUGCCUGAGUUCCCCCAGCGUACACUUCCUGGGCAAGACCAUUUCCAGAUCCUGGGCUUCAUAGCCAAAGGCUCAUAUGGACCCAUCCUAAAAGUGAAGGACAUUUUCAAAGAGAAGACCUACGCUGUGAAGGUUCUACCAAAGUCAGAGAUACUGAAGCAUGAAGUGUUGGAGCAGUCAAAAGAAGAAGUCAUCAUUCAGCGGCAGCUCAAACACCCAUUCAUCCACAAUCUGCGGGACUGCUGGCAGACACAGCGCCAUCUCUUCAUUAUGUGCGACUACUGCAGCACUGGAGACUUGUACACUUACUGGUUACUAAAGGGCCGCUUUGGGGAGGAUGAGGUUCGGAUCUUUGCUGCAGAGCUGGGCAGUGCGCUGGGAUUUCUGCAUGACUUGGGGAUCAUGCAUAGAGAUGUAAAGAUGGAGAACAUUCUUUUAAGUGAUCAAGGUCACCUUCGUCUGUCUGAUUUCGGACUCUCGCGGCGCCUGAAACGAGGAGGCAAAGCGUUCACAAUAUGCGGGACAAUCCAAUACAUGGCUCCUGAAGUUUUAAGCGGAGGUCCGUACAACCACGCUGCUGACUGGUGGUCUCUUGGCAUUAUGUUGUUCUCACUGGCCACAGGAGAGUUUCCAGUCCCUGCAGAGCCAAACCACAGCACCAUGUUGAACAAGGUCAAAGAUUUUCCUUAUGUCCUGCCUGAGACCUUCAGCUCUGCUCUGAACUUACUGCUCACUGAGCUUUUGUGCAAGAACCCAAUGAACCGGCUUCAUAUCCUGGAGAGUUUCAAGAUGCAGGCCUUCUUUCAUGGCAUUUCAUUCGACUCUCUCAUCCUUGAAAAGACGCCUGUGGAAGCCAUCCUGGAGCUCAGGACUCAUCCUGACAGGGCAGCCACAGCAAUGAGAGGCCUGUCAUUGGACGAUUUCGAUAGCUUUGACUGUGAUAGAAUCCUUCAUUCUCCUACAACUCCCACUGAACUGUCUCCUACUUUGGCCAACAUGGACCUGAGCCCAGCUACACAGCAGACUUGUAAAGCAUAAGACUGGCCUGUGUUUAUGAGCCUGGAUACAGACGUUGGCUAGACAUGAGAAAUUAUGCAGAUUAUGAACAUGUCUCUGAUACAUGUGUCGCCCCCUGGGACUUGCUCUUCUAUUUUUACAGUGUUCAGAAGUUCGAUUUCCUCUGUAUGUACACUCAUAAAAAUAAAGAUGCUAACUAGAACCAUACAGGGUUCUUUAGCUUGUUCCCAUAGGAGAUCCUUUUUGUUGUUCCUGAUAGAGCCUUUUAUAAAGGUUCCUGCUGUAGGUCUGCAGCCAACUCCGUUAUUAUU
Molecule: messenger RNA, 1747 nt
Organism: Epinephelus fuscoguttatus (brown-marbled grouper)
Lineage: Eukaryota; Metazoa; Chordata; Actinopteri; Perciformes; Serranidae
Gene: rskra
Product: ribosomal protein S6 kinase related a
Exons: 12
Coding region: 12-1457 (481 amino acids)
Biological process (GO): protein phosphorylation
Molecular function (GO): protein serine/threonine kinase activity; ATP binding
Source: RefSeq, a predicted model, not a curated record